Rangifer tarandus platyrhynchus (Svalbard reindeer) is the source of this 1116-nucleotide messenger RNA. The record is from the annotation of a GenBank genome assembly. Lineage: Eukaryota; Metazoa; Chordata; Mammalia; Artiodactyla; Cervidae.
AUGGUUGGAAAACUGAAGCAGAAUUUACUAUUGGCAUGUCUGGUGAUUAGUUCAGUGACUGUAUUUUACUUGGGCCAACACGCCAUGGAAUGCCAUCACCGAAUAGAAGAACGUAGCCAGCCCCUCAAACUGGAGAACAUAAAGACCACUGUGCGAACUGUCCUGGACAUCAAAGCCAAUAAAACCUUUGCCUAUCACAAAGAUAUGCCUUUAAUAUUUAUUGGAGGUGUGCCACGGAGUGGAACCACGCUCAUGAGGGCCAUGCUAGAUGCACACCCUGAUAUUCGCUGUGGAGAGGAAACCAGGGUCAUUCCUCGAAUCCUGGCUCUGAAGCAGAUAUGGUCACGGUCGAGUAAGGAGAAAAUACGCUUGGAUGAGGCUGGUGUCACUGAUGAAGUGCUGGAUUCUGCCAUGCAGGCCUUCUUACUAGAAAUCAUUGUGAAGCAUGGGGAGCCAGCCCCUUAUUUAUGUAAUAAAGAUCCUUUUGCCCUGAAAUCCUUAACUUACCUUGCUAGGUUAUUCCCCAAUGCCAAAUUUCUCCUGAUGGUCCGAGAUGGCCGGGCAUCAGUGCAUUCAAUGAUUUCUCGAAAAGUUACCAUAGCUGGAUUUGACCUGAACAGCUAUAGGGACUGUUUGACCAAAUGGAAUCGUGCCAUCGAGACCAUGUAUAACCAGUGUAUGGAGGUUGGCUAUAAAAAAUGCAUGUUAGUUCACUAUGAGCAACUUGUCUUACAUCCAGAACGAUGGAUGAGAACAGUCUUAUUAAAGUUCCUCCAAAUUCCUUGGAACCAUUCAGUAUUACACCAUGAAGAGAUGAUUGGAAAAGCUGGGGGAGUAUCUCUCUCAAAAGUGGAGAGAUCUACAGACCAAGUCAUCAAGCCAGUCAAUAUGGGCGCUCUGUCAAAAUGGGUUGGGAAGAUACCUUCAGAUGUUUUACAAGACAUGGCAGUGAUUGCACCCAUGCUUGCCAAACUGGGAUAUGACCCAUAUGCCAAUCCACCUAACUAUGGAAAACCUGAUCCCAAAAUUCUAGAAAACACCAGAAGGGUCUACAAAGGAGAAUUUCAGCUACCUGAAUUUCUUAAAGAAAAACCUCAGUCUGAGCAAGUGGAGUAG